Messenger RNA from Athalia rosae (coleseed sawfly), 507 nucleotides. RefSeq names its product signal recognition particle 9 kDa protein (gene Srp9). NCBI's taxonomy places the organism in Eukaryota, Metazoa, Arthropoda, Insecta, Hymenoptera, Athaliidae. Gene Ontology annotation, molecular function: 7S RNA binding. Gene Ontology annotation, biological process: negative regulation of translational elongation; SRP-dependent cotranslational protein targeting to membrane. Gene Ontology annotation, cellular component: signal recognition particle, endoplasmic reticulum targeting. The record is from RefSeq and is a predicted model, not a curated record. The transcript has 3 exons. The coding region runs from base 221 to 457 and encodes 78 amino acids.
AACGCAGAUAUCAGUGGAUUUCAGUGUCCCGCAGGCUUUGCCGCAGUACAGUAUCCAACAAGUGUCGUACGUUUCAAUUUUGUACUUGACACUGGUUUAAUAUUUAAGCAGUUGAUUUGAGUCCUUCAAAUCGUGUGUUUCGGAGUUUUGGCAGUGAUCUGUUUUGUCGAAUUAAUAGAUACGUGUUCUUCACGUAUAAAUAAGAUCCAGGGCAUCAGCGAUGACGUAUAUGAAAUCAUGGGAGGAAUUUGAAAAGGUUGCAGAGAGGUUAUAUCUCCAGGAUCCAAUAAAGGCACGCUAUUCGAUGAAAUAUUCCCAUAACAAAGGUACCCUGUGCCUGAAGCUCACAGACGACAGAACGUGUUUGCAAUACAAAACAGAGAUUGCGCAAGAUCUGAAAAAGAUGGAGAAAUUCAUAGGCAAUCUAAUGCGGCAUAUGGCGUCUAAGGAUAAUUGAUAUUUAUUUCAAUAAGAAUAUAUUUUUAAAUAAAAACAUGUUCACAGAAA